This is a messenger RNA of Peromyscus californicus insignis, 231 nucleotides long. Its product is annotated as zinc finger protein 431-like. The transcript is spliced from 3 exons. The coding region runs from base 1 to 231 and encodes 76 amino acids. The record is from RefSeq and is a predicted model, not a curated record. Gene Ontology annotation, biological process: regulation of DNA-templated transcription. Lineage: Eukaryota; Metazoa; Chordata; Mammalia; Rodentia; Cricetidae.
AUGACAGAGCCUACAGUCAUCUGUGGGAACCUUAUUGAGGAUGAUGCAGUGACCUAUAAUGAUGUGCAUGUCAACUUCACUCAGGAAGAGUGGGCUUUGCUGGAUCCUUCCCAGAAGAAUCUCUACAAAGAUGUGAUGGUGGAAACUUACACAAACCUCAUUGCUAUAGGCUACAAGUGGGAAGAUAAUAUUGAAGAGCAUUGUCAAAGUUCUCGAAGACAUGGAAGGUAA